AUGUCCCAUGGAAGUCGCUAUUAUUUACAUCGUGGAGCAAUUGUGUCGGCGCUGGUCGGAACGGCGUUGCUGAUCAUCUCCGCAACGACCCCUCAUUUCUACGUCGGCGAUCGGAGCGCGUGGACUUACAUUGACAAACCGGAGAACUCGUCACGAACCCAUGAGGAAAGUCCAAGUCAACCUUCGGGAAACAACUCCCAACCGUUGCCUGCCGGUUCCCAAAUGCCGCAUUUGCCUUCCGCUCACCAGGUAAGUGUUCAAAGUGCGACGCACAGAUUUCCCAUAGAUUUUCGUAGACUUUUUACAGUUUUUCGCUUUCACACAGCGCAUCUUGAAUUCUUGCCGCCACCGCACUGCGGAUUUUGCGCUCAAAGGGUUAUCAUUCAACACGAAAGUUGGCAUUCUGUUUCCGCUUAUGAAAGUGUCCAAAAAAUCCGUCUCAAUGACGGUUUUUUUGGACAAGGUCAGACGAAAGGCGAAAUAUUGCGUAAACUGAAGAGAUUUUCUAUCACGAAACUGACUCAUUUGAUUUUUUUCGUUUUAGGCUCAAAAAAUCCGCCUUGUUCCAGACUAGACACGGCUCGUCGGCCGGCCCGGGCCGUUUUAAAUUUGCUUUGGCCCGGGCCGGCCCAUUGAAACGAAAGUCUCCCCAAGUCUAACUCCUUAUGACCAAAUUUUUUUCUAUCAUCAUGUAAAUGGAUAAAUACUGUGUUCCAUAGCUAUCUAAAAACAAAAAUACCUUUAAAAAAACCAAUGGUGUCUUGACAUUGCGUUUAUUUUCAUUAUCAACCCCAAUUUUCGCUUCGAGAUUCUGGAUUUAAAAUAUUCUGGGCUGGGCCGGGCCGGGCCGAAACGAUUUGAAAUCGGGCCGACGGGCCGAAAUUUCGGCCCGACCCACGGCUGCACUUUGAACAUUCUCCCGGCAAACAUCGUUGAAUAUAUAUGCCGGCUGCCUUUGCAAAGCGCAAGCCAAAGUUCGGCCUUUUUUUGGAAACAAACAAACAAUUUCUUGCAGAACAGCGACAGAGGUCUCACCGCAUUCAAGGUGCACAACAGUCUCCAAAUCGUCGCAGUUUUAGUCUCCUACAUUGGGACACACUACGGCUUGUAUGGCGCCGUCCGUUCGAGUUUCCGCGCCUUUCUGGUACUCCCCAUCGCAACGAUUUUUUCCACCGGCUUCUCCGUUUAUGGGAUGACCUAUUUUUUCAUCACGGUGGGACAGCAGAAUGGAGAAUCGGACCUCAGCGGCUUCAGUUUUGUCGGAUUCAUUGUGGCACAAUUUCUUUUAUUGUUUUCCGGGGUUAUUGGGAUUAUUUAUAGCCUACUUCCGAAGUAUUAA
Messenger RNA from Bursaphelenchus xylophilus (pine wood nematode), 1339 nucleotides. NCBI's taxonomy places the organism in Eukaryota, Metazoa, Nematoda, Chromadorea, Rhabditida, Aphelenchoididae. The record is from the annotation of a GenBank genome assembly.